Molecule: messenger RNA, 1239 nt
Organism: Iphiclides podalirius (scarce swallowtail)
Lineage: Eukaryota; Metazoa; Arthropoda; Insecta; Lepidoptera; Papilionidae
Source: the annotation of a GenBank genome assembly
AUGGCCCACCCGGAGGGAAUGCUCGACUUCCUGAUGGAAAAAUAUCCGGAAUUAUAUAGGAAAGUCGUCGAAGAAGUGACGAAUUCAUCAAGACCCUUCUCAAGGGCAUCUUCACAAGGCGCCACUACGAGCUCCUCCUCCUCGCAAGAGGAAAUGGAGCUCGAUUCGCCGCUCUCCCCCGACGCCGAUGAAGGCGGCUUGUUCACCCAAGUGGUGAACAAGAAGAAGUGCAAGCGCAAAAAGCGCUCUUCGCAGCCGUCCUCAGCGGCUCCGUCCCCCGUUCCGCCAGUCAAGGCGCCAAGGCCGACCGAAUCGGCCAUAGCCGGGCCCUCAAGGCCCACUCCCCCGACUCCAUCGCCUUCAGCGAAACAAACCCCGGUUGCUUCUCAACCAACCCCCGCGCCUCCCGCAGCCCCACGUGCGCCGCAGGACAAGCGCCCACCCCCACUCUUCAUUCGAGACACUGAAAAGUGGCCGAUGGAGGCUAUCUCCGCCCUUUCUAACAGGCUAAAAUUUGUAGCCACAACAACCGCACAAGGCAUCAAGCUUCAGCUUGAAACUGCCGACGCCCACCGUCAAGUUUCCAAAUUUUUAGGGGCAAAACAGGUGUUCUACCACACCUAUACGCUGGCCGAGGAUCGUAUCCUACGCGCCUUCAUAAAGCGUAUACCCUCCAACAUUCCCACCGAAACGGUGCUAGACUCCCUUAAGGAGCAAAACCUCCCCGUUCAUGCGGUCCACCGCACGAAAAGUAGGCGUAAACGCACCCCAAUAGACAUGGUCAUGGUCCACCUAGACCUCUCCCCAGAAGAGGAAGCCAUUUUUAAUAUCGAGUCAGUCAUAGGACUGACCAACAUAGUUAUCGAACCCCCGCACAAGGCCACCCUCCCGGGACAGUGCCAUAAGUGCCAAAAUUACGGGCACGCCGCCCGUAACUGCUUUGCCAAGCCCAGGUGCGUAAAGUGCCUAGGCGACCACGGCACCCCGGAUUGUCCCAGACCAAGGGACAAGGCCCUUCUGGCCAACUACGGUCCACCCGCAUGCGUCCUCUGCCAGCAACACGAAGGCAGCCAAUUCCAACGGCCGCCUCAUUCCCUCCUCUUCGCCCCGCGUGGCAGAACCCCAUGGCCCCCGCUUGGGCCAAACCGAAUCCGCCACUCGCGGAACCCAAACCAGCCCCCGAACCGGCGCUUAUCCCAUCACCACCAAAAGCGGCCGGGGGCAACCCCCUGGACUCGC